AUGGAACUCAAUCAAGAAGAACUUAAGAACAUACUUACCAUAUUUGAGAAGAUGGGAAUGGCACCAAAGAUUGAUAGCACGUCAGAUUUCAAAACUUGGCUCAGUGAUAUGUCCAAGCAAGAAGGUUCAUUCCAGGGACCCGACGUCAAGCCACCUCCUCCAUUAGCAUCAGCCAAGGAAGAACAGACGCCAACUGCUUCAUUUCACUAUUUCCCGAAGAUACCCUUCUUCAGUGGAGAAGUAUGUAAAGACACUCCCUAUGACUUGUGGCGCUUUGAAGCUGAUUGUCUACUGCAAUCUAAGACCUACCCGCACGAUGUCAUUCUGCAAGCUAUUAGGAAAUCUUUGAAAGGUGAAGCUGCUCUCAUAGCCAUGAAACUCGGACGGAAUGCUACAGUUGAAAUCCUGCUAACCAAGAUGAAGAGUGCCUUUGGAACCCUAAGGAGGAGAGCUACUCUCAUGUCUGAUUUCUAUAGUUGUUCACAAAGGGAGGAUGAAGAUGUCACUGCGUGGGGUUGUAGGCUUGAGAAUAUGUUAUACCAGAUAACAGAGCACCGGUCUAUUCCAGAGGAUGAACAGGAUGAGAUGCUAAGGACUCGUAUGUGGGAUGGCCUCAAGCCUGGAUUGAAGGGUGUAGCCGCUCACAAGUUUGAUGCCAUCACCAACUUUGAUGAUCUACGACUUUGCUUGAGGGAAAUAGAAUUUGAUUUAAGGAGAGACAAGUCCGCAGCACCUGUGAAGAAGCAGUCAGCCUCAGCUAAGAUGGUCAAUACCUUAAAUCCAUCUAGUGCUGCUUCCACUAAGGAGGAAGUCACAAAUCUCAAAGCUAUGAUGGAGGAGAUCCGGAGGGAGAUAUCUGAAUUGAAGGAACAGAGUCAGGUUCAGGCACAAGUUAAUCAACAGCAAAUUUACAACAGCCCAUACAGUACUCAAAGAUCUCACAAUAAGCGCGACAGACAUCCUGGAAACGUUUCCAAGCCACAAGUGGAAGAUGCUUAUCCCAGACGCCCUCUGCCAGCAUAG
Messenger RNA from Haliotis rubra (blacklip abalone), 1023 nucleotides. RefSeq lists its product as uncharacterized. The record is from RefSeq and is a predicted model, not a curated record. Lineage: Eukaryota; Metazoa; Mollusca; Gastropoda; Lepetellida; Haliotidae. The coding region runs from base 1 to 1023 and encodes 340 amino acids. The transcript has a single exon.